AGACACAACAAACCCAUCAAGUCACAAUGGCCGCACUAUCCCUACCACGAGCGACCGUCUCUAGGACCCUGUUCCGCAGGUCCUAUGGCACUGUUCAGAAUACCAUUAUUUCUCCUGUGGCCUCCGCUUCGUCGUCAUCCGCCGGGGCAAACAGUGCCCUCCAAGAGGCGGUCUCAGCCACAGCACCUCGGAUGAACUGGACCCGAGAAGAGAUUCAGAAGAUCUACGAUGCACCUCUGACCGAAUUGACAUAUGCUUCCGCUACGGUUCACCGUCGCUUCCAUGACCCCGCCGCCAUUCAAAUGUGCACUCUCAUGAACAUAAAAACCGGUGGAUGCAGCGAAGAUUGCUCGUACUGCGCCCAAUCUUCCCGCUACAAGACCGGGCUGAAAGCCACAAAACUAAGCUCCGUAGACUCCGUGCUUGAGGCCGCCAGGGUCGCCAAGGAGAAUGGCAGCACUCGAUUCUGCAUGGGUGCCGCCUGGCGCGACAUGCGAGGCCGAAAAACCAAUCUACGAAACAUCAAAGAGAUGGUUUCCGGAGUGCGAGCUAUGGGAAUGGAAGUUUGCGUUACUCUGGGAAUGAUUGACGGCGAGCAGGCCAAGGAGCUUAAAGACGCUGGCCUCACCGCUUACAAUCACAAUCUUGACACGUCGAGAGAAUUCUACCCAUCCAUCAUCACCACGAGAUCGUAUGACGAGAGACUGCAGACCCUGGAGCAUGUCCGCGAUGCCGGUAUCAACGUCUGUUCGGGUGGCAUUCUGGGCUUAGGUGAACAGGACUCCGACCGCGUCGGGUUGAUACACACCGUCGCCACAUUGCCAUCUCACCCAGAGUCUUUCCCCGUGAACGCGCUCGUACCUAUCAAGGGCACCCCCCUGGGCGAGCGGAAAAUGAUCUCUUUUGACAAGGUUCUCCGAACCGUGGCUACGGCUCGUAUCGUUCUGCCCAUGUCCAUUGUCAGAUUGGCCGCUGGCCGUAUCUCCAUGACCGAAGAGCAACAGGUCACCUGCUUCCAGGCUGGUGCGAAUGCGAUCUUCACAGGAGAGAAGAUGUUAACUACCGACUGCUCCGGGUGGGAUGAGGAUAAGAAGAUAUUCGAUAAGUGGGGAUAUUACCCCAUGGCACCUUUUGAAAGAGGACAGUAUAAAGGAAAGAUGACGGCUCAUACGUCAUCCGCCCCUGUGGCCCCAGAGAAACAGGUUCAAGGCCAGAUUCAGGCAGAAGCGAAUGUAUAGAAGCGCUU
Molecule: messenger RNA, 1246 nt
Organism: Coccidioides posadasii C735 delta SOWgp
Lineage: Eukaryota; Fungi; Ascomycota; Eurotiomycetes; Onygenales; Onygenaceae
Gene: BIO2
Product: biotin synthase
Biological process (GO): biotin biosynthetic process
Cellular component (GO): mitochondrion
Molecular function (GO): biotin synthase activity; 2 iron, 2 sulfur cluster binding
Source: RefSeq, a predicted model, not a curated record